Molecule: messenger RNA, 6979 nt
Organism: Vitrella brassicaformis
Lineage: Eukaryota; Vitrellaceae
Source: the annotation of a GenBank genome assembly
UAUCUCCUCUGUCUGUGUCUGGGUGCCGUGUCAGAUUAUGGAUGCUGUGUUACGUGGUGAGGAGGAGGGCGAAGGCGGUGCAGCUGAGGAAUACGAACCGGCAGACGACAUCGAAGAGGACACAUCUCCGGUGACCUCUCAGAAAGCCCCCUCGUCAACAAUAACCGCAGCGAUAGGAAGCCUGUUGAUGUCCAUUGGGUCCGAGACGAAGCAGGCGACGUCUCAGAAAGCCCCCUUGCCAACAACGACCGCAGCGAAAGGAAGCCCAUCAAUGUCCAUUGGGUCCCAGAUGAAGCUUGCGCGGUGCUUCAAUAAAGCGUAUUCCUCGGUGUGCGGGAAAUUAUCAUAUGCGGCUUGGCCCUUGAUUCCCAACCGCUUCAGCUUGGGAGACUUUGGCAUCUUCAAAAAUGGCAUCUUCCACAGCAAGGGCAAUAUCUUGGACUUGCAACCACCGCCUUGGGACCCGAACGAUAAAUGCCGCGGUCCAGCAUCCUGUGUGGAUGUAUCCUGUGGCAAGAUCAAGACUGUCAAGAUGGAAGGCAAGGUAGAAGUCGAGACCCUUCCAGCGACGGGGGACGUCAGUGUUGCCUUCGAGUUUCUCUCGGAGAACACCGCGGUCUUAAGGGCAUUCGUGGAGAGGGAACAGAUUAGCAACACUGAUAAGGUCUUAUCGCGACUUGUCCUGCAUCCAUCUUGGAAGAGGGGUUACAAGGUGGUGACAGCCGUUGACAUUGGCAAGCAGUGUGUAGCUCUUGCUGCCGAGAAGAAGUUCGCCAAGGUGGAAUUCAGGGGUGAAGCUAGUAUACUCAAGCAACUCGAGACCCCGUGGAGCGCCAAGGUGAUACAGAUAUGUACACACCCACGCACAUGGAAAGAGAGGGCACGAAAUGCAGAGAGGUCAGACAGACAGAGUGCGCGAAUGAGAGAGCAUACAGAUGAGAAUGGCAUUCAUGGAGUGGCAUACGUUUGUUUGCCCUCCGCUCAGGACCAACAGGGCGACCAGCAGCAGCAAAUACAACCAUUCACAGUGGAGAGUCGGGGAGGGGCCAUGGUUCAUCUCGUUGGGGCAGAAGGCGUGAUAGGGCUUGAGCUGUUGGGAUGGGAAGAUGUUACUGUGGAGGAUCCAAGAGGAAUCUUCCGGGGAAUCUUCCGUCACAAGAGGCCUCUGCCUGGUCAAGUCUUCAUCACCACACUCACUGGUGAGUCAGUGAGAGAGUGAGAUAUGGUACAGACAGACCAAGUCAUUUGACGCCCAUGAUUGUGCUCGUUUUCUGCUGAUAAUUGGUCUGUACUUAUAGGCGACGUGGUGAUGACAUUGGAUGUGUCAGCCCCUCCUACACGACCGAAAGAGUGAAGGCCGACGUGCACAACCAGCUGAGUAUCCCUCCUGAGGUCCAGUGCUUAGUCUUUGCCCACCGUGAGCUCGAAGACGGCCACACUUUAGCAGACUACAACGUCCGGAGCAACGACACGAUCAAGCUCAGCAUCCGUCUGCGAGGCGGAGGCUCGCUGCCAUUAUCUGACUUCUCGGAGGAAGACGGGGAACCAUUGAGAGCUCCGAUUCCCCCGCGGCAGGACACAGGACAGAGGCCGAAAGGACGCCCAUUGAUAUCCAGUGGGUCCCAGAUGAAGCUAGCGCGGUGCCUGAAUAUGCUAGAGACAGCCACAAGACACAAAAUGGGGAGAGAAACUGAUGCUCCCCACGGCACUCCAUCCAUUCAUGAAUGUGUGUCUUUUCCUCUCUCUGUUGGCCGUUGUAGGUAUCCCCUUGUGUGCAACCCUCCCUACGUGCCAGUCAAAGACAACCCCACUGGCUGCUACCUCAGGGACUUCUCUCUGCCGUCAGAAUGGACCGGUCGCCGCAUCCUCGCCACGUUCGGUGGCGCGUCGUCGGCCUACUACGUGUGGGUCAACGGUCAGCCGGUGGGCUACGCGCAGGACUCGUUCAUGCCCAGCGAGUUUGACGUCACGGCCCUGGUGCGGCUUGGCGAUGACAACACCAACACGAUCGCCGUGCAGGUGAUGCGGUUCUCCGACGGCAGCUACAUCGAGGACCAGGACCACUGGUGGACAUCGGGCGUAUUCAGAGACGUGGAGACAUUCGCAGCGCCCAGCACAACCAUCAGUGACUACGUCGUGCAGGCCACACUCGACAACAAAUACCAGUAAGACAGCAAGGAACAGCAAGGAGGGUGUGAGCCAACGGCAGACACAUGCAUGUGCUCUUGCCUUAAUUGCAGGGAUGGCAUACUGAAGGCUCGUGUGCAGUUGGACGGCCUCCAGGAUGACAAGAGCUACUCUGUCCAGUUCCGCCUCUAUGACUGGGAGGGCUUCACCAUGGACCCAUCGACCGAACAAGACAUCAGACUGCCGGUAAGUCGGCACACACGCCGCUCGUGCCUCCCUCACACCCAAAUCGACUGUCGCAUGUGUCGAUCAGGACCUGUCGCCCAUCUUCGAGCACACAGAGGCCGUCACCGGUGGCCAACAGACAUCAACCGAUGCAGCCCCAUUCAAGCAGCGAGAAGAGAUCCCUCUGCUUGCUGAGACAUCCGCAGGCCAAGACCAUCACGCAUUUCUCGAGUGGACGGUGCGCGUGCCGUCUGUCCGCCCCUGGACUGCCGAGACUCCCAACCUGUAUUUCAUGACCAUCGGUCUGCUGGAGGGGGGCAAAAGUGAGGCGCUGCAGUGGGAGGGGAUGAGGGUCGGCUUCCGCACUGUGGAGAUACGUGAGAGCCAGCUGAUGGUCAACGGCAGGCCGAUUGUUGUCAGAGGUGUCAAUGGUCACGAACAUGACCCGAAAGCAGGUGCACAAAGCAAACAAGGGAAGAGAGAGUGUGCUCACUUGUUGUAUCCUUGUUGUGUUGUAUUGUGUCGUGAUGUGUGUCGUGGCGCAGGCAAGGCGGUGUCGCUUCAGUCGACAUGGGCGGAUUUGCGUCUGAUGAAGCAGCACAACAUCAACGCCGUGCGGACGUCUCGCUACCCCAACGCACCAUUCCUAUACGACAUGUGCGACGAACUCGGCCUAUUCGGUAAGACGACAAACAAACCAACACAACACGCACAUGUAAACGCCCCUCAUUGCCGCAUUCAUGCAUGUGUGUAUGGAUGUGUACGUUCAGUUGUGGACGAGGCUAACAUCGAGUGCCACGGCAAAGGCUACUCACCCAUCCUAAAGUAACUAACACCUACCGCACACACUUCACAAGUGACGAUCGCCGUUCUCACUGCCCGCUCCUGGAUAUAUCAGGUACAUAUUCUUCAACUCGAGUGAGAUCCCUUUCAGUCGCCUCGCAUCGGACCCCGAGUACCGCAGCCAGUGGCUCGCGUGCGUCACACGCAUGGCCCAGCGGGACAAGAACCACCCCUCCAUCAUCGUUUGGUCCCUCGGCAAUGAGGCGGGCACGGGGCCCAACGUGCGGGCAGCAUAUCGGUGGCUGAAGCGUUACGAUCCGGCCAGGCCUGUGCAGUACGAGUGUGGUGGGUCUCCCAUUGACGUGUCGGACAUCAAAUGCCCCAUGUACCCGCCGGUAGAGGUCAUCAAGCAAUACGGCCACCAGCAGACAGGUACACGAGGAGAGACGGCGAGAGAUGGCGGGCAUGCAGCCAUGGACCGUGCGUGAUAUUCGUGUGUCUGUUGUGUUUCUGCCUGCCUGCUGCAGACAAGCGUCCGAUGAUAUUGUGUGAGUACCAGCACGCCAUGGGCAACUCCAACGGCAGCUUCAGGGAGUACUGGGAGGCGUUCAGCCAUCACGCCAACCUGCAGGGCGGGUUCAUAUCGGGCUGGGUCGACCAGUGCGUCCCCAAGACGUUCGACAAGAUCGAGGCGUGGGCGUAUGGCGGCGACUUCGGCGACACCAUCAACGAUGCCAACUUCAACAUCAACGGCCUCGUGCUGCCGGACCGCACCAUCAAGCCGUGCAUGCACGAGGUCAAGUAUUUCUACCAGCCGAUCGCCGUCCACCUCCUCGGCGCCAAGGCAGCACCAGGCGGCGACACGGUCACGGUGACGAUCCGCAUCACUAAUCAAUUCAUCCAUCAGAGUGUCACACAUGACAUGAUCCGCUUUGAGGCCGUCUUCAGCACCGACACGGCAUUCGAUGCCUACGAGAGCCAGGCUAUCAAGUGCCCGACGCUCGAGCCUGGCGCAGGCGAGGAGGUCACGGUCGAGGGCAGGAUGCCGCCCAAGAACGCUGCCAUGGGCACAGAAGGGGGGAAGGAGGGCUGCAUUCCUGACGUGUGGAUCACUGUGAGGGCAAUCCUCGGCAAGACGACUAAAUGGGCUGAUGAAGGGUAAGCCAGCACGAGCACGCCUGGCCACAGCACUCAUCACGGUGUUCCUGUGUGUCUUGUCCGUGCAGGCAUGUGGUGGCGACAGAGCGCCUCUCUCUGACCGACAGCUUCCGCGACGCUCUCCCGACCGCCCCCGGCCCCCAAACCUUUCUGCGCUUCCCGCCUGCCGGUGGUGAUGCCGCUAAGGACCUGACGAUAGAGGACUGCGGCGACUACGUGGCGGUGCAGGGAGAGGACUUCAAGCUCGCCUUCGACCGCGGCCGACUGGGGGGGCUCAUAUCGUGGGUGGCCAUACCUUGGUCAAGACAGGAGUGGGCAGACCUCGCGACAAAGCCUGACCAGUAAUGAGGGCGAAAGGAGGGAAACCACGCUUCUGCUACGCACCCAUGUGUGUGUUGGUGGUCAGGGAGUUCGCGAUUGAGUACAUUUGGGACGGUCAUGGCCCGUCGGUGUGCUUUGUCCGCGCGCCAACUGACAACGAUCGCGGGGGAGCGACUGCUGGCGGUGUCCUCGACAUCGCAAGGCAGGUCUUUGAAAAGGGGCUCGGCAACAUUUUGUCGUUCUCUAGCAAAAUACUCAGAAUCGCCAUGAACAGGUGAGACAGCAAACAUGCAGCACGCUGGUCAGGCAUGGAAAUAGCUCUUCUGUACUUGUGUGUGCAGGUCUCCAAUAAGUGAGGUCAUCAACUACGCGUCUCGUUGGGGGAGGGCCAAGCUCUACGACCUACACAAGCCCAUCGGGCACUUCGAUGAACACGUGCGCACAUUGGAGAAUCCGUCAGGCGGCAGCAUCAAGGUCGCCGAGGUGUCUUUCGCCCAGACUAUCGCACCCGGCCAAGCAAUCGAUCCUUACUUCCAGGCACACGCACCGACCCGUGCACACUCUGACCCAUGCACAUAAGAAGACCCUCUCCAGCGGUCUCUUCUCGUUUUUCUUUGUGCAGGUGGACUACCAUUACACGAUUUUCCCCACUGGUGCAGUAAAUCUCGGCUGCCGCGUAUGCGUGACUCCCCAAGCGGCCCGCAUCCUUCCCCCUUUCCCGCGUGUCGUCAGCCAGCUGGUGUGGAAGGGACGAGGGCCGCACGAGAAAUACAACGAUAGGAAAUCGAGCGCAUUUCAGGUGAGAAAGGCAGCUACACACAGAGAGAUACAUGUAUAUGCAUGGAUGCAUAUGAAGCUCUGAUGUCCGUCCAUGUACGUGCGUGCAUGCAGGGCGUGUAUCGCAGCACAGUGGAUGACCAGUACGUGCCCUACGUCAAGCCGUCCGAGCACGGCGGCAAGUGUGACGUUCAGUGGGCGGCCCUCCACACCACGUCCAAGACACAUGGCCCCGCAAACCGCACCACUGGCAGCUGCCUGCACAUCAAGGCGGCCCACUUCAAGGCCUCCCCUCAGCAAGACUGCCCACCACACACACCGCCUCUGCUGCACAUUAAUGCGUCCCGCUACAGCGUCAAGGAGCUGAUGGGUGCAGCCCACACGAGCGAUAUCGGCCAGGGCAUCGAUGUGGACCCCAAUGCACACGUCCGCUCGCCCGUCCACCUGCAUCUUGACCACAAAUAUGUAUACAUACAUCCACACGGACGGACCAGGGAGGGCGAGGGACUGCAUAACAUGGGUGUUGAGUGUUGCUGUGUGUAGGCACAUGGGUGUCGUGGUGAGUUGAGCUGGUAUCCGUGUAUGUACGAGCCCUACCUCAUCCGACCCACCACGCAGGACAGGUCGCCCGCGUCGUUCGAGUACGGCAUGUGGCUGCUGCCGGUGCACGUGGACAGCCAAGAGGAUGUGCUCUCGAUAGCUGCAUGUGCGCCGCAGUGAAUGAAUUGCCGGGCGGGCGGUGACCAUCUAACUCAAUUCGUGCCGUGAUUAAUUGGUUGGUCGGGUGUGUGUAGGAUGUGAUGUGCCUUUCCAUGCGGCACAUGUAUGUAGACUGACCACAUAUUUCUCGUGUCGUGUUUGUUAGGAAGGUUUUCUGUGGCAGUGAGUGGUGUUUGGUGAAUCGUUAACUGGGGAUGCUCGGGUGGCUGGUGUGGGCUGCGAUGUGUGCUUAUUCUCUUUCGCCGGGCGAGGUAUGUGGGUGCAUGGUAUACGAGAGGUAUGGGGGCAGAGGGCGGGAGGACGGGAUACAGCAUUCAUGGCACCGUGUGAGCCUCUUGUCUUAGCCAGGCCUGCCGGGUCAUUCUCCCUUGUCUGCAUCACUGGCAUGGCUGGCUGCUUCAACCGCUCUUGCCCUGGUGGAUGAUGACGCCUCCCUCUUCCCGUCCCCCUUCCUCGUUUCCGUCUUUUUCCUUACCUCCCUUCCCCUUCCUCGCCUGUCUUGCUGCUUUCGCUUGUGUUAGGAGUCAAUUCCUUGGUGGGCGUGUGUGUAGGAUGUGAUGUGGCCUUCCCUGUGGCACGUGUAUGUAGACUGACCACAUAUUUCCCGUGUUCUGACGUCUGUUCACGCAUUUGUUCAUGCAUUUAUUCAUUUGGUGUGUUCGUCUCUGUGUGACGUCCCUAUAUGUAGCGGACGGUUGGGACAGCUAAAUGUUGGCUGUAAUGCUGUGACGUAUCGGUGUGUUUUUGGUGGGAUUCCUUGAGUACUCAAAAUGAAUGAAUGCGUCCACACGCGUGACUGCACGAGACACAGCAACGGUCAUCGGGACUCGCAGUUUGGCAUCCUGCACACAUGGAUGUGUCUGCCUCU